AUGCUUACCUUGAGCUUUUUAGCUUUCGCAUUUGCGGGUCUCUCUCUUGCUCGCCCGCAAAUCCACUCCGACGGCCUCCAUGCAAGAGAGGAGGUGCCACUCAGUAAUGCAUUUGACAACCCUUCAAGCACAGUGUCAGCAAUGCCAACCUAUACACCACCACCGCCUCCCCCCAAAACACGAAAGCUGGGUCACGCAAUCGUGAACAAUAACUGCGACUUCACUGUUUAUCUCUGGUCUGUCGGCACGAAUGUGCAACCCGUUCAAACUCUAAACCCUUCCGACUCGUACGAUGAGAUCUUCCGCGAAGACCCGAACACGGGCGGCAUUGCAAUUAAGCUCAGCACCGACGUUGAUGGACUGUAUACGAGUGCGCCACAGAUGGUCUUUGCCUAUAAUCUCUCUUAUUUCAAGCGUCGAGGGGACAAUGGCGAGAAAGUGUGGUACGAUCUCUCUGAUGUCUUUGGUGAUCCUUUCGAGGGAUAUCCUGUUAGUCUUACACCCGCCGAACCCUCUAUUCAUUGGCGGAACGGUGUGCCCCCUGCUGGGAGUCAAGUCAGAGUCAUUGCUUCGUCGACCACUUUGACGUUGUCACUUUGUUAA
Molecule: messenger RNA, 603 nt
Organism: Penicillium salamii
Lineage: Eukaryota; Fungi; Ascomycota; Eurotiomycetes; Eurotiales; Aspergillaceae
Source: the annotation of a GenBank genome assembly